UCAUUGCGCUCCAAACCAAACGGAAAAGAAAAAGCGCUUAGAGAGAAACAGGAAGUGCCACUUCACACGUCGUUUAGCCAAAAUGAGCUCAGAAAAAUAUCCUCGCUCCUCUAUUGAGGAUGAUUUUAAUUAUGGCACGAAUGUUGCGACGGCGAGUGUCCAGAUCCGCAUGGAUUUCCUACGCAAAGUGUACACAAUCCUGUCAGUGCAGAUCAUCCUGACCACAGCUUUGUCUGCCCUCUUUAUGUUCUGCGAGCCCAUCAAAAACUUUGUACAUUCAAGUCCCUCCCUGGUCUUACUGUCUGCAGUUGGAUCUCUGUUACUGAUCAUUGCCCUGGCUAUUUAUCGCCACCAGCAUCCCAUCAACCUCUACUUACUGCUGGGAUUCACUGUGUUGGAGGCCGUGUCUGUCGGUACCACUGUGACAUUUUAUGAAUACUCGGUGGUAUUCCAGGCCUUCGUGCUCACAUCGGCCGUCUUUGUUGGCCUGACUGCCUACACACUGCAGUCCAAACGGGACUUCAGCAAGCUCGGAGCUGGGCUGUUUGCUGGCCUGUGGAUUCUAGUCAUUGCCGGUUUUAUGAGGAUUUUCUUCCACAAUGACACGCUAGAGCUUGUGUGUGCCGGCGCCGGCGCUCUGCUCUUCUGCGGCUUCAUCAUCUACGACACGCACAUUCUGAUGCGCAAGCUGUCACCCGAGGAGCACAUACUGGCCUCCAUCAACCUCUACCUGGACAUAGUCAACCUCUUCCUGCACAUCCUGCGCAUCCUCGACUCCAUGAAGAAGAACUGAGAGGAGAACCUGCAUGCUCUUCUGUCUGUAAGCUGAUGCAGGCGAUUCCUGGGUUGCAGUGGUGUUAGUAAAAAUGAUAAAGUACAUCCAUUAAAUCUUUGUGUAUUGUUUCUUUAGGCCCAUGUGCUGAACAUGCUCGUGAUUUUUCGGUCAAAAAGAUUGCCAGUUUAUUAGGCACACCUUCCUUAGUCUCACUGGCCAUUUAACAUUAGUUAACUAUAUACAUGUAUAUAUAUAUAUGUAAGGGAUUCCACUGAAAAUGUUCAGCUAAAAAUGGCACUUUUUUGGUCCAAAAGACAAAAUAUUUAACAGAAAAAAAUUAAAUAGAUCUGCGAUAAAUUGUCAUAUCUAAUACUUUACAAAUGGUAAUGAUUAACCAGUUCACCCUGUCCUCCGUGUCCUCCCUGUACCCAGUGCAAUGUCAAGGGACCACCACAGGACAGAUUUUAUUUGGGUGUUGUCAGUAAUUGUAUAUCAAAAUGUCCGAAAUGGUGCAUGAGGGCAGGUGUACCUAAUAAACUGGCACCCAGUGUAAGUGCAUGUCAUCUUGAGACUUCUUUAUAUUUUUCAGUUGAUCAUUCUGUUUAAAAGGGGUGUGACCAUAGGAUGAUUUGGAUUGAUGAAUCCAUUUAAAAGCCAACGAUUGAAAUUAAUCAAGGGAACAAUUGUGAAUUGAUUAUUAUCGAUUCUAGUUUAUUAUAAAUCAAUACUUACUGAUCAAGGACAGACAGCUAGUGAGUAAAAAAUAAUUUCAAUAAUAAUCAUCUGCGAAUGAACAGCAUCCCAGAUUCUGAACAAAUUUGGCCUUAUAAUGAUCAGAGGCUAUAUAUUAUCAUAACAGAUUCAGUGGUAUCAUCACAUAUCUAAUCAUUGCCUUAAGAAUGGAAAUUGUAUUAUGUGGAAGCCUGAGGUUUACCCCCCUACUUUUUACACAGAAUGAAAUUACGUGUAUAAAUUACUUUUUUUGGAUUUUAUCUUGAAAACAAGCUUAACUCCUCUUGCACACUUCAUUCAAAGAGGCUUUAUUGGUAUGACUGGAUGUUGCAAUUCCACUCGGACAAAUACGCUAACACUUUAAUCUCGCUUCAGAUCAUGAUUAGAUAGAUCUACAGAGGAUCAGUGAUUGAUAUGAAAUUCAGAUUUUUAAUAUUGUUUUGUUGGUAACUCGGGAACAGAAGUGUCACUCUUACUGACACCGAUUCACUGCUGGCAAUAUAAUUCCACGUAUUUUCUUUUUCAACGUGCUUAUUGUCAACAGGGUGGUUUUAAAUCAUUUGGGUCAUAAUGAAGUGCUGAUCAGUAUCUGAAUUACUGUAAGAAGUUAUCGAUGAUAAAACAGCUGAAAGAGUUCUUCCGUACACCUGCUAAGCAUUGAUCUGCAGUGUUAGUUAUAACAAGAGGCAAAUUAUUAAUAGAGGGCCUGUGGAGCAAAGGAUCAAUUGGAAAUGUCUAGGAAGAAAUGUUUAAAUCACAUUUAGGAUGAAUAAAGUGUUGUAACACUAAGCAGCUUCCGGUAAAUCUGAUACUCCUCUCCCUCAGGGUGGUGCUGCUUUAUGGCCACAACAUUUUUAAACAAAAAAUAAAAUUGUGCACUUUGGUGACUUUAAUUGGGAAACUCUGAAUGAUUCAAGGGUCUAGAACAUGCGUCUUUAGACAGAGACGUGGGUCAUGGGUUCAUUUUAAACUUGCUUCUCUGUGCAGUGCCACAUUAUGUAUAUGGUAUCUUUUAAAUAUUUUCCUGUGAAUAUAAUGAAACCUAUGUUUACUUCCCUUUCAUUGUAAUUUAUUAACAUUCCUAUCUGUGCAAUAUUAUUGAGGAAAUUGUAGCUCAGUGAUGAAGCAUGUUAUUGAUUAAAAUUACUUAAUGUAUUAUCACCAUCUGAAAUAUCAAUGGGGAUUAAAAUUCUGUAUGUAUAAAAUGAUGUAAUUAAUAUAUUAAAUAUUUGACCUGC
Messenger RNA from Pangasianodon hypophthalmus (striped catfish), 2745 nucleotides. It is a transcript of the gene tmbim4, whose product is annotated as transmembrane BAX inhibitor motif containing 4. The record is from RefSeq and is a predicted model, not a curated record. The coding region runs from base 83 to 793 and encodes 236 amino acids. NCBI's taxonomy places the organism in Eukaryota, Metazoa, Chordata, Actinopteri, Siluriformes, Pangasiidae. The transcript has 7 exons. Gene Ontology annotation, cellular component: membrane. Gene Ontology annotation, biological process: negative regulation of apoptotic process.